This is a messenger RNA of Saccharomyces mikatae IFO 1815, 1377 nucleotides long. RefSeq names its product TFIIH/NER complex subunit SSL1 (gene SSL1). Bases 1 to 1377 code for a protein of 458 amino acids. Gene Ontology annotation, biological process: regulation of transcription by RNA polymerase II; nucleotide-excision repair; DNA-templated transcription. NCBI's taxonomy places the organism in Eukaryota, Fungi, Ascomycota, Saccharomycetes, Saccharomycetales, Saccharomycetaceae. Gene Ontology annotation, cellular component: transcription factor TFIIH holo complex; transcription factor TFIIH core complex. The record is from RefSeq and is a predicted model, not a curated record. The transcript has a single exon. Gene Ontology annotation, molecular function: zinc ion binding.
AUGGCUUCUGUAAUUGCUCCAGAAUCUGAAGAAGAUGAGGAUAGAGUUGCAAUUUCGAGAAGGAGUAAGAGACAAGUUCAUUUUGAUGGCGAGGGCGAUGAUCGUGUAGAUCAACAGCAGCAUUCGAAUCAUAGGGAUAGGGAUAGGCAUACACAGCGUAAAAAGAAGAAAAGACUCUCGAAUAGGAACCUGCAAGGUUCUAAUGGUGGGUACGCUUGGGAAGAUGAGAUCAAGAGAAGUUGGGAUCUGGUAAAAGUGGACGAUGAAGGGGACAUGGCCUCUCUUGUGGCUAGCAUUGUAGAAGCCAGAAAGAAACGUACCGCUAAAAAGAAUAUAACUCCGUAUCAAAGAGGUAUUAUUAGAAGCUUGAUUUUAACUUUAGAUUGCAGUGAAGCUAUGUUGGAAAAAGAUCUGAGGCCAAGCAGGCAUGCAAUGAUUAUUCAGUAUGCUAUUGACUUCGUCCAUGAAUUUUUUGAUCAAAAUCCGAUAUCUCAAAUGGGUAUUAUCAUAAUGAGAAACGGCUUGGCACAGCUAGUCAGCCAAGUUAGUGGAAAUCCACAGGAUCAUGUCGAUGCGUUGAAGUCCAUCAGGAAACAAGAACCUAAAGGGAAUCCCUCUUUGCAAAACGCACUGGAAAUGGCAAGAGGCCUGUUACUACCUGUUCCUGCGCAUUGCACAAGAGAAGUACUGAUUGUGUUUGGUAGUCUUUCUACAACCGAUCCUGGCGAUAUUCAUCAAACUAUCGAUUCGCUAGUUUCUGAGAAAAUUAGAGUGAAGGUUUUGGGGUUAUCAGCACAGGUGGCCAUUUGUAAGGAGUUAUGUAAGGCAACAAAUUAUGGUGACGAAUCAUUCUAUAAGAUUUUACUUGAUGAAACCCACUUAAAGGAACUAUUCAAUGAGGCUGUUACCCCAUUACCAGUUAACAAGAUCAAUAAGGGGUUUACACUUGUAAAAAUGGGGUUUCCGACAAGAAUAUUCGAAGAUACUCCUACUUUUUGCUCAUGUCAUUCAAAACUAGUUUACGGCGGAUACUUUUGUCCGAAUUGUCACAGUAAAGUUUGUUCACUGCCCACAGUGUGUCCAUGUUGUGACUUGAUGUUAAUUCUGUCUACGCACUUAGCUAGGUCAUAUCACCAUCUAAUGCCGUUGAAAACAUUUGUCGAAGUACCCACAACAGAAGAUUUCCGAUCAGAAGACUGCUUUAGUUGCCAAUCAAGAUUUCCUGUGUUAAAAAAUUUUAAAAAUGGCAAGUUACUGACAAGUUCCCGUUAUCGCUGUGAAGAUUGUAAACAAGAAUUUUGCGUUGAUUGCGAUGUGUUCAUCCAUGAAAUCCUCCAUAACUGCCCAGGUUGUGAAUCCAAACCUGUAAUAUCUUAG